GGCCACUUACCUAUGGCCAAACGCCAAUGUACAUUUGUCAAACCUUUAACACGCCAUUUUUAUGAUUCUACAAUUAUGUCAUCUUUUUUAUUUUUAUUUUUAUUUUUAUUCACUAUUUGACUCGCAACCUAAUUCAACCAAAUCAUUCAUUUCAUUUUUUCGCCAUUUUUAUCUCGAUUUUCCAUUUUCCUCUAUUUCCAUUUUUCCCUCUUUUUCUGAACAACAUUAGCCCCUUUUCCCCCAAUAUUACAUCCUUCAUUUCAAAAAACCCAAUUUUAAAGUCUCAGAAAUUUUUAAUUUUUAAAAUUUUUUUCUGUUAUUUUAUCCAGUUUUUGAUCUAGGGUUUGAAUUGCAGAUCAGAUUACAAAGGAAACACAAAAUGAUUGUGAAUUUUGUAUCCAAUUAGAAAAACCCAACAAAAAAAUUUAUUAUCGUUGUAUUUUUUUCUGGGUUGAUCAACGUUAAAUUAUGCGUGGGAAUACACAUACAGAGCAAGAACAGGAGGAUUUUGAGGUUGAAUUUGUGGAGGUUGAUCCAACUGGCCGUUACGGUAGGUAUAAGGAGGUUCUAGGAAAAGGGGCCUUCAAGAAAGUAUAUCGAGCAUUUGAUGAGCUUGAAGGAAUAGAAGUAGCUUGGAAUCAAGUGAAGGUUUCGGAAGUAGUGCGUAAUGCAGAUGAUUUAGAACGGCUAUAUUCUGAAGUUCAUCUCCUUAAGACCUUGAAGCAUAAGAACAUCAUCAAGUUUUAUAGUUCUUGGGUUGACACGAAAAAGGAGAAUAUAAACUUCAUUACCGAGAUUUUUACCUCCGGCAAUCUAAGCCAGUAUCGAAGGAAGCAUAAGCAUGUUGACUUGAGGGCGGUGAAGAAAUGGUCUAGACAAAUUUUAGAAGGGCUUUUGUAUCUUCACAGUCAUGAUCCUCCUAUUAUACACAGGGAUCUUAAAUGUGACAAUAUAUUCGUUAAUGGCAACCAUGGUGAGGUAAAAAUUGGUGAUCUUGGAUUGGCCGCGAUUCUUCAGCAUGCAAAUGCAGCUCAUAGUGUCAUUGGCACACCGCAAUUUAUGGCACCAGAACUUUAUGAGGAGGAGUACAACGAACUCGUUGAUAUCUAUGCCUUUGGUAUGUGUUUGCUGGAAUUGGUUACGUUGGAGUAUCCGUAUAGAGAGUGUAGCAACUCAGCUCAGAUAUAUAAGAAAGUGGUAGCAGGAACCAAGCCAUUAGCACUGGAAAAAGUGGCAGAUCCUAAUGUCAAGGCAUUUAUAGAGAAAUGUAUUGCUAAAGCUUCAGAUAGAUUGUCUGCAAGGGAACUUCUAAGUGAUCCCUUUUUGUUAGAUGUGAUUCCUGAGAACCCUGGACAAUCUUCUCGUGUCAAUUUUUCAAAUUCAGAUUCAGGCUCAGAUUCCAUUCAAAAUACAUCUGAAAGUAGUGUGGUAGCCAAUGUUGAUGUCGGACCAACAAAAGACGUCACAGUACAAGGUGAACGGAAAGAUGUCAACACUAUAUAUAUCAAAUUGAGGAUAGUUAGUUCUGGAGGUAAAAGUCGGAAUAUUCAUUUUCCGUUUGACAUCAAAGCCGAUACAUCAAUUGCUGUUGCUAGUGAAAUGGUUCAUGAAUUGGACCUGACAGAUCAAGAUAUUUCAACCAUUGCUGACAUGAUCGACUCUGAAAUACGGGAUUUAAUUCCAGAUUGGUCUCCUAGAGAUUCAUUUGGAGGUGAUUCUCCUUCCGAUAGCCACGGAUCUGAACUGAAGGACGAUUUAUUGCACGUAAAUGAAAGUAAGGAUGAACCGUCUUCGUUGACUGAUGCAUCACACUUCCCUACUAGCAGUAUUUUUCCAGAUCAAUUACCAUCUGGACGUAAGUUUUGGUCGGACUCUCCAAUCAAGUGUAAUCCUAUGAGCCCAUCAGAAGCCGUAUAUGAUUCCAUGUUUCGACAACAGUGGAAUGAAUCACAGACCGACAUAAUUGCUUAUGAGUAUGGAGAAACAAGUGGUGCAAAUCUCGAAAACAUUGAUUUUCAUGAAAAUCAGAUAAUUGAAGCUAUCCAUGAACAUGAAGCCGGUUUCGACGAAGAUAAGGAUAAAAGACACAAGGAUGAACCAAGUUGUCAAAUCGAGAAAGACGACAAUGUACUUCAGUCUGUACUAAAUUGCGAGUGUAGCAAGGAUUUAAGUGUGUGUGAAGGAAGUAUUACCGAUGAAGUCGAAAAAUCUGACGGGGAGUCUCAUUCUGAAGAGUUUUUGAAGACCAUUUCUACUGAGCUCCACCAGUUGCUUGCUCAGCAGCAAAAAGAAUUAGAAGAGCUGAAGCUAAAGCACAAUGUGGCUAUUUCUCAUCUUCUAAAGGACCUUUCACCCGAAUCAUGUCUAAAAGUGUUUAAUUUGUGCAGUCGAAAGAUCCCCGAUUCUAAAUUGAAUGAGAAGAUGCAUUGUGUUCCACACAUUCCCGUCUCUAGGAGAGUUUUUAGACGUUCAUCGAGUACUCUUGAUCUUUCUAGCCCCAGAAUAAACAGUUUUAAGUACGAAGCUACACCGGAGAUGGGAAUUGCGGUUAUUUUAAAAGACGAUUCAGAAGAACCGUAAGUACGUUUGUGGUUACGCAAGUAUACGUUACAUUCUUAUCUUGAUCAAGUAUACAUUACAUUCUUGUGUUGCUGAUGUUCAUGAAAAUUACUUUAAUUAGGCUAGAUACUUGUAUAUAGCCAUUUGUUUUACUUUCUUUUAACUUUGUGAUAGUUGUCCGUCUCACAAUCAGAUGUGUGAUUCAUGUAUAUCAUCUCUCAGAAACAUGAAUUAUGGGCAUAAAUUUUGUCCCUUUUUUUGCCUCCAAUAGAGUGAGAAGUUUUGGAUUUUAAGC
Messenger RNA from Amaranthus tricolor (Joseph's coat), 2854 nucleotides. RefSeq names its product probable serine/threonine-protein kinase WNK3. Gene Ontology annotation, biological process: intracellular signal transduction; protein phosphorylation. Lineage: Eukaryota; Viridiplantae; Streptophyta; Magnoliopsida; Caryophyllales; Amaranthaceae. The record is from RefSeq and is a predicted model, not a curated record. Bases 469 to 2580 code for a protein of 703 amino acids. Gene Ontology annotation, cellular component: cytoplasm. Gene Ontology annotation, molecular function: protein serine/threonine kinase activity; ATP binding. The transcript has 8 exons.